Vigna radiata var. radiata (mung bean) is the source of this 519-nucleotide messenger RNA. Its product is annotated as protein EARLY-RESPONSIVE TO DEHYDRATION 7, chloroplastic-like. NCBI's taxonomy places the organism in Eukaryota, Viridiplantae, Streptophyta, Magnoliopsida, Fabales, Fabaceae. The transcript has a single exon. The coding region runs from base 1 to 519 and encodes 172 amino acids. Gene Ontology annotation, cellular component: plasma membrane. The record is from RefSeq and is a predicted model, not a curated record.
AUGUUUCAACAAAAUUCAUUCUACCUACAAGUCGAUUUGACAAAUCCAAAAACUGCUUCUCCCUUUUUCCCCCGUUCAUCGUCAUCUUCUUCUUCCAUUUAUCCUACAGUAGAAACAGAGAAUCUCAUUGCGGAAGAGCCAAACACGACACAAGCAAUGGAAAACGUUCUCGUCACGAUUCCGGGUGCGAUUCUGCAUCUCACAGGAAAGGAUUCAAGCAUGCACCUCGCUUCAGGGGAUCUCACCAUAACCAACCUCGGAGAAGGGAACAAAGUGGUGGUUGUUCUCGCUCACGUUAGAGACGAGGUUCAGUGGUCGUUGGCCAAGGAUGUGGCGGUGGUGAAGCUGGACCAGACGCACUACUUCUUCACACUGCAAGUUCCGCAUAAACAGGCGGAGAACGGAUUUAAGGUACUGAAUUAUGGGUUGACGAUGGCGGAGAAGGGGCAAGAGAAGGUGCUGAAGGAACUGGACAGGGUUAUGGCGAAGUAUAGCUUUCUGUCGAAGGAGAAAGUGUGA